This is a messenger RNA of Suillus subaureus, 863 nucleotides long. RefSeq lists its product as uncharacterized. NCBI's taxonomy places the organism in Eukaryota, Fungi, Basidiomycota, Agaricomycetes, Boletales, Suillaceae. The transcript has 3 exons. The record is from RefSeq and is a predicted model, not a curated record. The coding region runs from base 387 to 863 and encodes 158 amino acids.
GUUUUCUCGACUAAAGGUAAAAUAAGCUGCUGCUAGAUCACUUGACAUUGUAGGAUUCGAUGAGGGCCGGUGGAAAGGAAAGUAGACAGGGUUCAGGCCUCUUCUUCGUCGGGUUAGGGUUCGACGCCACUAUGAUCGAAUCAUUGAUCCUCCGUCACAGCGCAGUUCAGAACGCGACAUCCAACACUUUCCAGCAAUCAUAUCACUCCGCUGGACAAUACAACAGUCAGCCAACUACCUCCAACCAAUAUCAGCAUCUGUCUCCUUCAUCUCACCUACAAUACGGGCCUUCAUCAUCACGGACUCAGUAGCAAUAUGGAGCGCCUCCAUCCGACGCAUACCCUACGACCACACCAUACUCACGAUCACAGUUUAGGUAUGAAUAUAUGAAUACCCACCCCAGUAGCCGCAGCAAUAUUAUGCUAGCCCAAAUGGUGAUUCGUAUCAUGAGUCACCUCCAGCUGCCUCGUCUGGACCCUCUCACAACCAUGGACGACCAUCCUAAUAUCCCUCCAGUCAGUCCACCGUUCAUCCUCCAUUAUGGAACACCCUACGACUCCCGCCAAUCCAUAACCUUACUCGUCAUCCGCACUAUCUUAUACCCAAUCAUCCGAGUUCAACCAUCUACAACCCUACUCAAACUCCAGCUUCGACUCACCCUCAGGCUCAAGGUACCCCCUCUCGAUACGCAAACUAAUCGUACACCAACUCCUCUAACGUAUGAGCCUAUCCACGGCACCAACAGUCCACAUAUGCCUCUACAUCCGCUGGAGGGUACAACCUCCGCCCUCCCAGCACCCAACCGCAGGCUCUCAUCACAAAUGGCCCGUGGCCUCCCCCGCAUCUACAUGGCACAAUCCUAA